AGUAGGCUUGUAUGUUCACAGCGUUCACCUAACAAUUCCAGUGUGUGGUUUGCUCUUUUCGAGUGCUUGAGCUCGCGCUCCAUUGAUAUUUAUGGACAAAAUGUCACUCAUCAAACUGUGCCAAUCGAAAGAUGUGGAUUUGGGAAAAAUCAGAGGAAUACUUAUGAAAGGUAAAGAGGACAGUGGCUUAGAUGAACUGGAUGACCAAGGCAUGACACCUUUACAGCAUGCGGCUUUUAAGGGAAAUGCUGACCUGGUCAAGAUGUUGAUUGACCAUGGCGCAUGCGUCAAUACUUACGAACAUAAUGAAGGCUAUUCGACCCUAAUGUUCGGAGCGCUCUCGGGCAAUGUGAAGGUGGUCCAACAGCUCCUUGAUGCUGGAGCGAAAACCCAUACAGUAAAUAAGGUUAAUCGGACGGCAUCAGAAAUGGCAGCCUUUCUGGGUAUGAAGCAUAUUGUGGCUACAAUCAAAGGCUAUGUACCUAUGUCUGAUAUCGUCUAUUACACCAAAAAGCAAGAACUGGAAAGUGAACCUCGGUUACCUUCUGAGUGGGCGGAACCGCUUAGAAUGCUGAUCAUGCAAGCGAACGUUCAUCCCGUUCGAGUUGCCUACACCCUGGAGGAGCAUCCGGAACUCGUAGACAAAAAAGUUUGUUCCGUCUUGCAAACAAUGAGUGAGCGUUAUUUUAAAAGAGAUGGAAAUGAAUGGCUGUCAGGAAAAAUUCAUUUUGUGAAGUGCAUCAUCGAGCACGUAUUGAAGAACGGUGUAGAAGAAUCCCUAAAAAGCUGGUUGAAGGGUCGACAACAGGACGGCUUCAAGUUGAACUUGGACAACUUUAUCCGGCAGUGCGUACGAAGUUAUGCCUUCCAUGAAAGCGGUGAAUUUCGUCAAAUGGUCACAACCUUAGCUCACACACCUCAAGCACCGCCUAUAGACGAUGAUGGUGCUAUUACCGUCUUUCUCGGUAUGAGGCCUGAUGGUGGAUGCCAAACGUGUUGGGAACUGAACGCUCAAAACCGCUGUGCGGCAUGCAAGGCCACGGUGUACUGCGACAGACGGUGUCAAAAGAUCGACUGGUCAUCACACAAAAAACUCUGCGAAUCGAUGAGCCUUGCUCACGAGGACGCGCAAGCUCCCUGCUUAAAGAAUUAAUUAUUUCGCUAUCAUUCUCAUUAUUACGCUUGCGAAGACGCCGAUCAUAUAACAGAGUUAUUACAUUAUUACAUAUUCAAAUUAGAGUUAUUACACUCUAUUUUUACAUGUCGUGAUUUCAUUGUCAAAUUGAGUGAAUGUAUCUCUAAUACAUUAAUGACAUAAGGUAAUUAUUACGACAGUUCGCGGUAGGUACUGCGACAUAGCCUACGAAGAAGGAAACGUGUUACAUAUUGUGCUAAGGCUGCUGACCUUGGUCUACAGGGGUAAUAAAAUAAAGCUAAACGUGUGCUGUACGGUG
Molecule: messenger RNA, 1454 nt
Organism: Varroa destructor (honeybee mite)
Lineage: Eukaryota; Metazoa; Arthropoda; Arachnida; Mesostigmata; Varroidae
Product: ankyrin repeat and MYND domain-containing protein 2-like
Molecular function (GO): protein binding
Source: RefSeq, a predicted model, not a curated record